AUGGUUUUCGAGGACACAGGUUCUGAGUUGGCUUUUGUAAUUGUUUCCGGUAUAUAUCUGCUGGUGGUAGGCAUAUGUUUGUGUUGCAGUGGCUCACCCCGCAGAAACGUCCCCCAAGAAGAAGCAACACCCCGUCGUUUGGGCCCCGAAACGCAAGAGACUUCAGCAGGAAGCAACAUGGAAACACAAAUCAAUUGUGUCCAGACGAAGUACCAAAAGGGUAUGGGUCUGGUUUUGGUAGGAGACGAGUCUGAAUAUGGUCCUGCACUUUUUCUCAUCAUUCAGCUUGUGGUGAUCAUAGCCAUCUGGUGGUGUUACCGUUGCUGCUGCGAGAAUAUUCCCCCUGAAGAACCGACACAACGACAAUUGGAAGAUGAUGAAAUGCAAAAGACCACAGCAGCAAGCAGCACAAGGACUACUACUGCUUCACCGGUAAUCCAAAAGUAUGAAAAGGGUGUUAGCCUGGUAGGAGAUGGUACGUGUGCUGUGUGCAUAGAAAAAUUUGAAGAAGGUGAAUAUUUUCGUACCUUGCCGGAGUGCAACCACUCGUUUCACGCUGCAUGCAUUGACAUGUGGCUCUAUUCUCAUCCGAAUUGCCCAGUUUGCCGCGCCACUGCUACACUGUUCACGGUUGUCGUUCAGCGGUAG
Messenger RNA from Pyrus x bretschneideri (Chinese white pear), 648 nucleotides. RefSeq names its product E3 ubiquitin-protein ligase RING1-like. Gene Ontology annotation, biological process: protein ubiquitination. The transcript is spliced from 2 exons. The record is from RefSeq and is a predicted model, not a curated record. Lineage: Eukaryota; Viridiplantae; Streptophyta; Magnoliopsida; Rosales; Rosaceae. Bases 1 to 648 code for a protein of 215 amino acids.